Drosophila navojoa is the source of this 1794-nucleotide messenger RNA. RefSeq lists its product as uncharacterized. Lineage: Eukaryota; Metazoa; Arthropoda; Insecta; Diptera; Drosophilidae. The record is from RefSeq and is a predicted model, not a curated record.
AUGAGGUGUGCAAGCUUCUGUCUCUGGUGCUGCUGCAUUCUGAUGCUGGUGGCUGGCCAACUAAAGCCCAUUGUGGAAGCUGAAGAGGAUAAUGGAAUACUUAUUGCGAUUAUUGCAGAGGUGGAUCGCUUUGCGCUGCACAGGAACUUUAUCACGUACUCUGGACACCAAGAGCACAGCCUAGGUGCCUUACAGCACUCGUUAAUGGAAACCUUUCAUCGCCCGUUGAUUGUGGCCGGACCCGAGAUAGGACUUCUUCAUAAUAUCAUUACUGAUCGCAAUCUGAUAUUGAUUUUCUUAAAUGAUCCUCCCGAUGCUCUGCUAAGAAGUGUUGAUCAAUCCUUGACAAGCAUCAAGGAUGUGUCUACUAUAUUUGUGUACAAAAUCAAGGAUAAUAUGCUACCAAAAUAUUUUGUGGAAUUUCUCUUCAACUGGUGCUUGGACAAGGACAUACAUAAUGUUUUGCUGUUGCUAAGGUUGAACAAUACUUUUGAAAUCUGGACAUACCUAUAUCAUUCGGAUAUAAAGACAGUUAAAUUAACUUUUGAACACUUAAAAGCAAUGCAACCACAAGAUAAUCGUAAGAAUGCUGACUUAGGGCAGCACCGAUUUUUAGUUGGAUUUUACGUGAAAAUAACGGAAGUAUUUCUGUAUAAAACUCGCGAUGGUCAUGUGACAUUGGGCGGCCGGAUUGGACUAAUGUUGCAGGAGCUAAUGCACUAUAUGAACGGGACAAUGGACUUUUUGACCCUUUCAUACAGUGAAUAUCAGAAAGUAAUGAACGGAGGCUCUAUAGAUGAUCGCUCCAUUAAUAUUUUAGCCAAUCUGGAGCCCUGUUCGUUUGUGGAUCCAUACAUUCCAUUUUUAAUGACCACACGAAUUUGUCUGAUUGUGCCUUAUAGACGCAAAGUUCCUUUGCAGAGCUAUAUUUCUUACUUCGACAAGCGGAAGACAUUAGUCGCAUUCAUGUUAUUUAAUUUCAUCGUCUUCGUUGUGAUCAAGCGCAUUGCCAAUCCCCGCCAGCCGCUGAACGAGGUGCUCUUUGGAAGUUUUCGGCUGCUAAUGUCACAAGCUCUGCCCACACGAAUGUUUCGCGCCCUGACUCUCUCAGAGAGGAUUUUAGAAGUCAGCACGCACACCUACAACUUGGUAACAUUCAGCAUCUUAGUCAGCGUUUUGGCAAUGGCUCUUAUCGCAGGCCUGCAAAUGCCAGACAUCGUCGACGACGAAACAUUUUUGGCCAGUGGUCUCCGUAUCUUGGUGCAUUCAGAGCAGGUGGAUAACCUCUUCAAUGACAUUCCGCUGAGUCUACGAAAUCGCCUAAUUGUGGUGGACAGGCAGACGUGGCUCGAGCAUUUGAACAGCCUGAACGAUUCGUACGCCUAUGUGAUGAUGUCGCACACGUGGCUCGGCUUCAAGCUAAAGCAAAAUCGUUUGCGCCUUCCUAAGCUGAUAUUGGGCCCCGACAAAUUGUGUGGCGUACCGCGUUAUAUGAGGUUCUAUGUACAGCCAGGCGUAUUGCAUUUGAAACCAAUGAAACAGUUCCUAAGCCAAGCAUUCGAGGCGGGCCUAACCGAGAAAUGGACUCAUAUGGGAUUUGCUCAAGCGGAGGAAAUGGGCCUGAUUAGAUUGGCACCCCACGAUCUGCCGAGCUUUUAUCCACUGCCCAUCGACUUCUACCACGGCACCCUUUUGUUAUAUGCUAUUGGUAACCUCACGAGUAUUGUAGUUUUUUUGCUGGAGUGGCUGUACCAUCGCUGGAAUUAUAUUCGCAAUAAACAUAUUACGGUUUAA